AUGCCACCAAACUCCGAGAGAAUAGUCGUAGAGGAUCGCCGACAAGUCAGCUUUCCGCACUUGCCGUAUCCCGUGACGCGCAAAUCGGAGCCCCGCACCCCACAGCACUGGCUGAAGGGCAAGCGCCUUCAAGACGGUGCCCAAGGGCUCUGGAGAAUACACGACUCGAUAUAUGAUCUGACAAGCUUCGCGAGUGUACACCCUGGUGGCGCCGAGUGGAUCACUCUUACCAAGGGAACUGAUAUUACAGAAGCCUUCGAAACGCAUCACCUUCACGGCGUCGCCGAAGGAGAACUGCCCAAAUACUUCGUGAAAAAGACCGACGCUCCUAGGAACUCUCCGUUUACAUUCCAUGACGAUGGCUUCUACAAAACCCUUAAGCCGAAAGUCGCUGACAAGUUAAAGGAAAUACCAAAUAAUGAAAGAAAGCGGAGCGAUAUGAUAACCGACCUCGUGUUGGUGGCAUUCAUAGUUGCCAGUUCUCUGUCUUGUUGGAUGAUGCAUAAUAAGAGCAUUUGGAUUGGACUGGCCUUAAUACCGAUUAGCGGGUAUCUUUUGUCAUGCGUUGCAAUAUCUGCUCACAACUACUUUCAUAGACGAGAUAAUUGGAGAAUGUACUUAUUCGAUCUUCUUGGAUCUUCUUACAGAGACUGGCGAAUUAUGCACGCGCUAUCACAUCAUCUUCAUACAAAUACGGCUCAAGACCUAGAAAUUAGUGCGUUUGAGCCAUUCUUAGUGUUCUUGCCUUAUAUGUCUAAAACCAUGUUUGAGAAACUGGCUGCUGUAUACUGGCCCGUGAUAUAUUUAUUCGCAUGUUUGGUGCAACUAGGAAAAGAGGUUGUAUUCUCCACAAUGAACCACGAAGGGAAGCGUUUAAACUGGACCAACGCAAUUCCAUUCUUCGUGCCUACAUGGAUGUGGUACUUCGGAGGUCUGCCUCUUUACUGGACAAUCCCAGUCUGGCUCGGAACGAUGGUCUACGCUAGCUUCUUCUUCGUGAUGUAUGGCAUAACCGCGGGCCAUCACGCAGAAGAUAACUUCUUCGAGGGUGAUAAGGCCAGGGCCGAGUACGUGGACUGGGGACUCCAUCAACUUGACACAGUGGUGGAGAGGAUCGACUACACAGGCAACCUUUUCAAAUCUCUCACGCGCUUUGGGGAUCACUUCUUACACCACCUGUUCCCAACCUUGGACCACGCCGAGCUUAAGCACCUCUACCCAGUGGUCCUCGAACAUUGUAAAAAGUUUCAAGUUGAAUUGAGGACGACAACGUUCUAUCAGGCGUUCAAAAACCAAUACAAACAGCUUUUGAGAACCAAACCGCAUGACUUUAAAGAAAAAUAA
Molecule: messenger RNA, 1344 nt
Organism: Cydia amplana
Lineage: Eukaryota; Metazoa; Arthropoda; Insecta; Lepidoptera; Tortricidae
Product: cytochrome b5-related protein-like
Exons: 5
Coding region: 1-1344 (447 amino acids)
Biological process (GO): lipid metabolic process
Source: RefSeq, a predicted model, not a curated record